UCAGGAAAAAACAUACAUAAAAACAUAGGGGUCAAACUGAGAGCUCCUUUUUUUAGUCGGUUCUAGUACUGAACCCUUCUCCUAAAUGUAGCGCAUACCUCUCUGAAAACCGCUUUAAAAUCGAUUUAGCCAAACGCGAGCCAAAAUCUAAACAAAAGUAACAAACAAACAUACAUACAUAAAAACAUACGGGUCAAACAAUUUCUUGUAUGCUUAAAAUCACUACUCAACAAUAAUGUAAGUAUAGCAUAUUGACCGAGAGUCCGUUAAGACGCCAGAAACAUGGCGACCUACACUAUAAACUAAGUCCAUAGAAAUAGGAUAGUAUAGAACGACUGUCAAACUUCAAAAGUGUGACCAAAAAUGAAAUGCAAGUGUUCGGCUCCUUAGUUUACCUCAACAAUAUCGAAAUUUCCUGUAAACAGUUUGGAUCUAUCACAACAAUACACAAAUAUAAAACUGUUUUUUUGCGCAAUUUAGACGAAAAUUGCGUUUUUGUUUGAUUAUACAUUGGACAUGUAAGCUUAUUUUGCAAGAAAUUUUGGGAGUAGUGCCUUUUUAAUAGGCGUACGAUAUUUUCUUCAUCGGUACGAUAAUUUUGACACUCAAUGAUAAUUCUCUUCCACUCACCUGGCAACACUUUGUUAAGUCACUGUCACUACGAUUAGUAUUAUAGAUAGCCAUAAUAUCUCCAAAAAGCAAAUAGUCACUACGUUCUUCAGUAUCUCUUAUGAGUCUGUGCUACAAUGACCCGCAAGAGGUUUUACCGCAACACUGGCAUCGUCCAGAGCGACAGCAAGUGGGAAGUGACGCUGGACCACCGGCGACUGAAGACGCCGAACGGCAGCGUGCUGUCGGUGAGCAGCGAGCCGCUGGCGCGCGCCGUCGCCGCCGAGUGGGACGCGCAGCUCGAACACAUCACACAGCCCACCAUGCACCUGGUAAAGAGUGCAUACAUUCCAAAUUUCCAACUUAUCCUAAUAUCCCACAUAAAUAUGACGUAUGGUCACCCUAAUUAGAACGAAAUGCAAUGC
Molecule: messenger RNA, 1034 nt
Organism: Cydia pomonella (codling moth)
Lineage: Eukaryota; Metazoa; Arthropoda; Insecta; Lepidoptera; Tortricidae
Product: ATP synthase mitochondrial F1 complex assembly factor 2-like
Exons: 2
Coding region: 747-1019 (90 amino acids)
Biological process (GO): mitochondrial proton-transporting ATP synthase complex assembly
Cellular component (GO): mitochondrion
Source: RefSeq, a predicted model, not a curated record